UGUAAAUGCACUCUGUAAUAAUUGGAAUUAAUUUUUUAGCAUGAAUACGAGACCGUCUUCCCGUUGACGACCCUAGUACCCGAAGUACUCCUAGGAUCAUCGCAAAGGAGCACGCAUAGCAGUUCCCUUCGUUAGCUGAGGAUGCUAAAUAAACGUUCCUGUUGCUCUGUAACAUGGCAAACUUAGGGACGUCCUUCCCUUAAGACAGCUUGCGCUUGAGUUGGACAAGCUAGAGCUUUCCUUCACCCGAAAACAUUGCCAUCCUACCUUACUACAUGACGAACGUUUCGCCUUCACACCAGUGGGUAGUUGGCCUAUGCUCAGUUGUCUUUGAUAUCGAUGUCGGGCAGCGUGUGGAACACCUUGUGCCAGCGAAUUGCCUAUCAACAGAAGAGAAGCAGGAUGUGGCUUUUCACUCAUUCCCGGAUUCCAUGUCCAUGGAAUUAUAUGCGAGGACCUCUAUUAAGGACAGCACCUUCUUCUUCCGCGUGAGGCGACGAGGCGUCCCGGGUGGGCUGACUCCACCAGAAGCAGCAGCAGCAGCAGCCACAGCUUCCGAAACAGCUGCCGCCUGCAAUGUCAGUGGCAAUGGCUGUGAACCCCAUUGCAAUGCUGCGAUGCCGUCAUCAUCACCAGCAGCAGCAGCAGCUGCAGCAGUAGGCGGGAGCGAGGAGCGGGAGACGCCAGGAGGCGGGAGUGUGGGGUCGGGUGCGGCGCCGGUGUCAAAGGGGGCAUCGGCGGAUGCAACUGCUGCUGCUGAGCCGCGCGACCGGCAGGAACGCUUCUUGUACGGGUUUGUGUUUUGCCGGCAGCGCCAGGACGCCUCCCUGCGCCGCGGCGGCGAGCAGGCGGGAGUGGUGGUGCUGUCGGAGCACCCGCUCAGCGCCGCACUGGGGCCGCUGGCGGCGGUGGCGGGGCACAGCUACUUCGCGGCGCCGGGCAGCAGGCAGCCGCUGCAGCAGGUGUACGACGAGGUGCUCCGCUGGCCCCCCCCGGUGGCAGGUGCACAGCUGCAGCUGACGGUGGGCUUCACGGCGCUGUCCGCCCGCCUGCCCGCAUGGGGCACCCUGCCCGCACCCUCCACCACGUCAGCGCCCGAGCAGUACGGCGGCAACACGCUGCCCCACAUGCGCUCCUCCUCCUCCGCUCGCUCCCUCACACUGCCCGCCGGCCCCUCCGCGCGCCGACUGCAAGUGGGGGAGGACGGCAGCACCGCCGCCACCCCCACCGCCGCCGCCUCCUCACGAUCCGUCUCCCGAACCCUCAGCGGCCUCAGUCUCGGCAGCAGCAGUGGCGGCGGCGCCGCCGCCAGCGGACCCAUGGGUCACGGGACGACGACUGCGGCUCUAACUGCUGCUGCCGCGACGGUAGCAGCAGCAGCUGCUGCAGCUGCAUCGCCUUUUAGUACUGCUAGCGGCCAGCAGCAGCAACAACAGCCCCCCGGGGUUGUCCCGCCCGCGCAGCAGCAGCUCCACCGUGGGAGCUCCUCCUCACUCGAACCCUCCCUCGGCUCCUUCGAGGGUGCGGCAACGCAAGCAGGAGCAGCAGCAGGACCGCAGGGGCAAGCUGCUGCCGCUGCUGCUGCAUCCGGGGCGUUGCGGUCUCCCCCGCUGCGCCAUGCACCCCUCUCGGGCGCAUCCGCAGCAUCAGCAACAUCAGGCUUCGACAGCGGCGAGCUGAGUUUCAACACCGGUCUCGAUCCACUGGCGGCAGUCAGCAGCCCCGCUAUGGUAGUGGGCGGAGUCCUACCAGCACCCGUAGCAGCAGUAGAUCAUAAUAGCAGCAACCAUGGCGGGGUGACCCAUGGGUCAUCAUCCUCCGGCAUGUUGGCCGGCGUCGCGGGCGGGUUCCUGGGAGGUCCCUCCCGGGAGAGCUCCCUGCGGGGGUUGUCGGGUCUGCUGGGUAUGGGGGAUGCG
Messenger RNA from Astrephomene gubernaculifera, 1916 nucleotides. Lineage: Eukaryota; Viridiplantae; Chlorophyta; Chlorophyceae; Chlamydomonadales; Astrephomenaceae. The record is from the annotation of a GenBank genome assembly.